UCUGGAGAAGGUAGGUUACAUAACGUCGCGGCUGCCCCGACAGAAAACACACCCACACAUCAACAAUCUUGGGACAUAAACAAUUCACAAUGUCAACAAUUCAGAUUCCCGUCAUCGACUUCUCCGCUUUCCUUGAUCCGGCCAGCAGCGACGACGCGAAACUCGAGACAGCACAGGAACUCGAUGAAGCCUGUAGAUCUGUCGGCUUCUUCUAUCUCUCGAACCAUGGAAUCGACGCCUCAAUGUUCGCAGAAAUGCUAUCCAAUGCUAAAGAGUUCUUCACAACCGCUUCAUCCGAGGAGAAGGAUGAGAUCAAGGUGAAGCCAAGCGGUGAAGGGUCCGGCGAUGAUUCAAGAGGAUACAGAAUAGUCGAAAGAGCUGAUGCAGGAUAUGAAGCCCUUGACUUCCUUCGCGAGCUUGAUACAGAAGGCCCCCCAUACACAAAAGGCUUGGGCCGUAAUCAAUGGCCAAAAACGCCAGCAAAUCUCCAAUCGGUCGCAGAAGAUUACGCCUCACGUCUCGUAGCUCUGGGUGUCGCAAUCAUGAAGGCUUUUGCGCUCGCACUGGGUGUAUCGGAAGACGUGUUUGCCAGUAGAGUCGACCAAUCAUUCUGGCAAUUGCGCAUGGCAGCAUAUCCUGGAGUGUCUGGAGAAGUCGAUAGCUCCAAGAGUGGAUUAUAUCAGCACAGUGACUUCGGUAUCCUUACAUUCCUACUGACUGAUGAGCACAAGGGAUCACUAAAAGUGCUUGCACCCAACGGAGAGGACUGGAUGUCUGCAGACCCGAUACCCGGCACUCUCAUCUGCAACAUCGGCGACAUGCUUUCUGUCUGGACUGAUGGCAUCUACAAAUCAACCCAACACAAAGUCAUCCACGCAAGCAAAGACAUGCGUGUCUCAAUCCCUUUCUUCUUUGACCCAAACUGGGACGCAAGAAUUGAGCCCGUGCUGGGCAAUGCAGACGUCAAGUCAAAGGCCGAGGGUGUGAAUUACAAGGACAUCUUCACAGGAGCAAUCAAGUAUCCUUAUUGAUAUGGGUGAUACAUCAACCACUGAAGACGCGAAUACGAUAGCCACCAGCCGAUCCCUGUUAUCAAAUAUCUCGCAAUAAGAUGAUGGUUACACUUCAAAGAAAAUAUUUGUUACCUCAUCUUCACCGCCAUCGCCUUUGUACAUCGUUCAUAAACUUCAUAUCUUCCCGAGAGACGUCGAAGAGGAUUCACCGCAGAAAAACAAGCUUGCUCAUAGCAGUUUAAUUUCGGGUGACUCUGGUCACGAAAGGCGACACGUAUCGAGAAAUAAACAUCGAGAAAUUUAAGAAAAAGAUUUUUCUCGUCAGCACGUCAAUCAUUAU
Aureobasidium pullulans EXF-150 is the source of this 1353-nucleotide messenger RNA. RefSeq names its product oxoglutarate 3-dioxygenase. The record is from RefSeq and is a predicted model, not a curated record. Bases 90 to 1031 code for a protein of 313 amino acids. The transcript has 3 exons. Gene Ontology annotation, molecular function: dioxygenase activity. Lineage: Eukaryota; Fungi; Ascomycota; Dothideomycetes; Dothideales; Saccotheciaceae.